Molecule: messenger RNA, 1500 nt
Organism: Monopterus albus (swamp eel)
Lineage: Eukaryota; Metazoa; Chordata; Actinopteri; Synbranchiformes; Synbranchidae
Product: ectonucleotide pyrophosphatase/phosphodiesterase family member 7
Exons: 5
Coding region: 100-1329 (409 amino acids)
Source: RefSeq, a predicted model, not a curated record
AGCGCUCCCGUUUUGCACGGCUUGAUCGGAACGAAGCCCUGCUCAAGCGUGGUUGCUCUGGCUGCACCGGUGCUGAUUCUCCAGGAACUGCUUGAUUCAAUGGUUUCUGAUCAGGCUCGCCUGGAGGGGGCGCUGUCUGAGUCGUCUGAUGCUGCACAGCUCUAUCCUGAACUUCCAGUCCCUCUUGAUUGUAUCGCUCUUCUUCCUCACGAGUGGGGGACUGCAUCAGCAGUACGUCGUCUGGAACUAAAAGUUAAUAUGCGCGGCAGGUGGGUGGAGGAUCACGAAGUCAUCCAUAACAUGAUGUUUAACACCACAACAAACCUCAAAGUUCCUCACAAACAGACACUGACCAGAUCUGAGUGGUGGGACAACGGCGUCCUCCCCUUGUGGAUCACCGCUCAGAACCAGGGUCUAAAAACCGCUUCCUUCCACUACCCUGGAGGUGGUGCCAUCUACGGCGGCCAGCCGGUCAACCGAGCGCUGGUGGAGGAAUUCAACCACCCAGAUGACAACGAGACCGAGUGGUGUCAGAACAUUGACAUAGUGAUGAGCUGGUUCUCUGAGGAGGACUUCCACCUGGUGACGCUGUACUAUGGUGAGCCUGACAACGUGGGUCAUGCCAAGGGUCCGGACCACCCAGACAGGAAGAAAAUCAUCCAGCAGAUUGACCGCACCAUCGGCUACCUGAGAGAGGCCAUUAAACGCCAUAACCUGGCUGACAUCCUGAAUGUUAUCAUCACCUCCGACCAUGGCAUGACCACUGUCAAGAAACGGCCACAGGUGGAAGAGAUCAUCCUCAACAAGUACCUGAAUUUACUCAAGCUCACCAGCUUCGAGAUCCUUGACUAUGGCGGGUUUGGCAUUGUGACACCACGGCCAGGGAAAGAAAAGGAGGUCUUUGACUCUUUGUCCAUUGUACCCAACCUCACGGUCUACAAUAAAAGUCAGAUUCCGGAGAGCUUCCAUCUUGGCAGAAGUGAGCGGCUGCCUCCCAUCGUAAUCAUGGCUGAUCUGGGAUUCAACCUGAACUCUAGAUUCAUUGUUUACAUCAACAAAGGCGAUCAUAGCUUCCAUAAUGGAGAGAUGGACAUGAAGGCCAUCUUCAGGGCCUUCGGACCAGACUUCAAGAGGAACAUCCUGUCUGAGCCAUUUGACAGCAUCCACAUCUACCCUCUGAUGUGCAAACUGCUGCAGAUUGAGCCGGCGCCGCACAACGGAUCACUGACAGUAACUGAGAAGCUGCUGCUCAGUGGUGGAUGGCAGAGAACUCAGCUGUCUGUGGCUCUGCUGCUGUUGCUGCUGCUCGUCAUGUUCACUGUGCUCUGAUCCAGGAUCAGCUACAACAUCUGCUUUUGUGGUUUUAAUUGUGUUACUGUCACUGUGCACUGACCUUAUCACACUAUGUAGAUGAAAUAUUAUUGGUGAUAUUUAUGUAUAAUACUUACUUAUGAUCAUUUCUUUUCUAUUUUUCCACAAGUAAUUUGCAGGAUUUUUCAU